CUUUUGCCUACGCCCCUAAAAAUACAGCAACCAAAUCGGCGGAAAACUCAAAGCUACACUUGAAUUAACACUUCCUCGUCUUCUCCGCCAUUUUCUUCUUCCUUUUCUCCAUAUAAAUCUUCCCUCAAUUCACCAUUUUCACAAAAAAAUUCCCCAAAUUUUAGCUUCAAUGGCGUCACUUCAAUCCUCUGCAAUCUCCUUCUCAUCUUCCCUCGGUCGUUUCUCAACCACACGCACAAUGCUCCCUCAGAAACCCAGAAAUUACAAACUCCCAGUUGUUGAAUCGAAGAUUCGAGAGAUUUUCAUGCCGGCAUUAAGCUCAACGAUGACUGAAGGAAAGAUCGUAUCUUGGGUUAAAUCGGAAGGUGAUGUUUUGUCUAAAGGUGAAUCGGUUGUUGUUGUGGAGUCGGAUAAAGCUGAUAUGGAUGUUGAGACGUUUUACGAUGGGAUUUUAGCUGUUAUUGUCGUUAAUGAAGGUGAAACUGCACUUGUUGGUGCUCCUAUUGGGUUAUUAGCUGAAACAGAAGAUGAAAUUGCUGAAGCUAAAGCAAAAGCGAAAGGACAAUCUGGGGGUUCUUCUUCUGGAUCGGAGAGUACUCCUGAACCUCAAUCUCCGGUUGGGGUUUCUUCUGAUGAGCCGAAGAAGAUUGUUGCGACCCCAAAUGCGAAGAAAUUGGCGAAGCAGCAUAAAAUUGAUAUCAAUAAAGUGAAUGGGACUGGCCCAUUUGGACGGAUUACAUCGGAGGAUGUUGAGAAAGCUGCUGGAAUUACUCCAGCACCAUCCAAGAGUAUUAGCCCACCUCCUGCUGCUGCUACUGCUGCUGCUCCGGCAGUGGGCACGCCAGCGAAAGCUGCUCCGGUUAGUUUACCGGAGAUUCCUGGGUCAACAGUUGUUCCGUUCACAACAAUGCAAGUUGCAGUGUCCAAGAAUAUGAUGGAGAGUCUCUCUGUUCCAACAUUUCGUGUUGGAUAUCCAGUUAUUACUGAUGCCCUUGAUGAUUUAUACCUAAAGGUCAAGAAGAAGGGUGUUACAAUGACCGCAUUGUUGGCCAAAGCUGCGGCAAUGGCACUAGCUCAACAUCCAGUUGUGAAUUCUUCUUGUAAAGAUGGAAAGAGCUUUACGUACAACAGCAGUAUAAAUAUUGCUGUUGCGGUGGCCAUUAACGGUGGGUUGAUAACACCGGUGCUUCAGGAUGCUGACAAGUUGGAUCUGUAUCUGUUGUCUCAAAAGUGGAAGGAACUGGUAGAGAAGGCUAGGGCUAAGCAACUACAACCACAUGAGUACAAUUCAGGGACUUUCACCUUGUCCAACUUGGGCAUGUUUGGUGUGGACCGAUUUGAUGCUAUUCUUCCUCCUGGCCAGGGGGCUAUAAUGGCUGUUGGAGCAUCAAAACCAACUCCUGUAGCUAAUGCUGAUGGGUUCUUCAGCGUCAAAAAUAAGAUGCUGGUAAACGUCACAGCAGAUCACCGAGUUGUGUAUGGCGCGGACUUAGCAGCCUUCCUUCAAACCUUUUCCAAGAUAAUUGAGAAUCCAGAUAGCUUGACAAUGUAGAUGGAGAGCUAAGAU
This is a messenger RNA of Solanum verrucosum, 1567 nucleotides long. RefSeq names its product dihydrolipoyllysine-residue acetyltransferase component 4 of pyruvate dehydrogenase complex, chloroplastic. Gene Ontology annotation, cellular component: chloroplast envelope; pyruvate dehydrogenase complex; chloroplast thylakoid. NCBI's taxonomy places the organism in Eukaryota, Viridiplantae, Streptophyta, Magnoliopsida, Solanales, Solanaceae. Gene Ontology annotation, molecular function: dihydrolipoyllysine-residue acetyltransferase activity. The transcript has 6 exons. The record is from RefSeq and is a predicted model, not a curated record. Gene Ontology annotation, biological process: pyruvate decarboxylation to acetyl-CoA. The coding region runs from base 170 to 1552 and encodes 460 amino acids.